GUGCUCCUGUUGGGGGGAGAGAGAGAGAGAGAGAGAGGCGUCUGUGGCCGUGGUUUUGUUUCCAAUCAGAGUCAGUCAGCCCAUGAACUCACGGUAAUAUUCAACUUUUAGCGCAGGAUUGCCAGUGAACUAGCUGUAUUCUCGAAGCUCAGCUCUGCAUACAAUGUCUAGAGGAAAGAUCUGCAGCCUCGAGUGGAUUAAUCGAACACUUAGAAGAGGUGUCUUAGCUACCAAGCUACAAUAUUGCUCGAGGAAUGCAAUAGGCGUGCAAACAGCUAGUGAUGCCAGUAUCAAUGGUGAUCAAGAAGAGCAUGACCUUUGCAACUGGGAUGAGCUUAAAUUUAGUUUCAUUCCAACUGAUUACAUGUACGUGAUGAAAUGCUCUAGUGGGGAGAGUGCAUUUUCACAAGGCCAUCUAACUCGCUAUGGAAACGUCGAGCUGAGCCCUUCCUCUGGAGUUCUAAAUUAUGGACAAGGGUUAAUUGAAGGCUUAAAGGCAUAUAGAGGUGAUGAUAACCGUAUUCGACUCUUCCGGCCAGAACAAAAUGCUCUACGCAUGCAAAUGGGGGCGGAAAGAAUGUGCAUGCCAUCACCAACUGCUGAGCAAUUUGUUAGUUCAAUAAAGCAAACUGCUUUGGCCAAUAAAAGAUGGGUACCUCCUCCAGGAAGAGGAUCGCUCUAUAUUAGGCCCUUGCUCCUGGGAACAGGGCCAAUUCUAGGUGUGGCGCCAUCUCCAGAAUACACCUUCCUAGCAUAUGCUUCUCCAGUUGGCAACUAUUUCAAUGGUCCCAUGCACUUCUCUGUUGAAGAUAAGGUCUAUCGAGCAAUUCCUGGAGGAACUGGUGGCAUUAAAUCUAUCACUAACUAUUCGCCUAUUUACAAGGCAAUCACUCAAGCAAAGGCCAAAGGCUUCACCGAUGCUAUAUUCCUUGAUGCAGCCACCGGCAAAAAUAUAGAGGAGGCUACUGCAUGUAAUAUCUUUGUUGUGAAGGGAAAUGUCAUCUCAACUCCUCCAAUAGCGGGAACUAUUUUGCCUGGAAUCACAAGAAAAACCAUCAUUGAAGUUGCUUCCUGGCUCGGAUAUCAAAUUGAGGAACGUGCUAUUCCACUGGAGGAGUUGAUAAAUGCUGAUGAAGCUUUCUGCACAGGAACUGCAAUAGCAAUUAAACCCGUUGGCAGUGUAACCUAUCAGGGACACAGGGUUGAAUAUAAAACAGGCGAGGGUAAUGUAUCUGAGAAACUAUGUACAACAUUGACAGGAAUUCAAACUGGUCGCAUUGAGGACACUAUGGGAUGGGUCGUGGAGAUUGAAUAAGCCUUUUCUUUUUCUGUUUCGUGUGUAGCAAGCAAUUGCAUGUGCUGGAACAAGCGACUUAAGUGCGACCAUAGUUAAUUUCUUUUAGUCUCCAAAAUCUUUACAAAAGAAAUGGCGACCAGAAUCAAGACUGCAAUAAUAUUUCUGGGAGCUCUUGAAUUUCCAGUUCCAUAA
Populus euphratica (Euphrates poplar) is the source of this 1489-nucleotide messenger RNA. RefSeq names its product branched-chain-amino-acid aminotransferase 6-like. NCBI's taxonomy places the organism in Eukaryota, Viridiplantae, Streptophyta, Magnoliopsida, Malpighiales, Salicaceae. Gene Ontology annotation, molecular function: branched-chain-amino-acid:2-oxoglutarate transaminase activity. The record is from RefSeq and is a predicted model, not a curated record. The coding region runs from base 164 to 1315 and encodes 383 amino acids. Gene Ontology annotation, biological process: branched-chain amino acid metabolic process. The transcript has 10 exons.